AUGACGGAUGAGAAACCAAUAAGUCCCUCGAGUGUGAUGUCGCUCCUCCGUCCUCCCAUUGUUAGGUCUGCAGCUGCAACCCUCGAUCGCUCCCUGUUCUCGAAAACGGUGCCUAUAACAGCAGCGAGAAUAACAAACCUUAAAAAUAUAUCGCGUGUUCGGACGGGGCUUGAAAAGAGCAAGGAACUUCUGAGACUUGAUAGACUCAUCAAUGUUCGACCAGACCAGGAUCCGACGCUGGCGUCCAAAGGCGUAAAAUGCCUGCUACUGAAACCCGAGGUGAUCGUGGAAGAUCAAAACACAUGGAGUUCUUUUCUGCAAGAAGCUGUAAAAAACGAAGAAGCAAGCGUGGUGCCCUACAAUCUAACGGUGAAUUAUGAUUAUUGGACAUAUCUUGAUAUCAUGACAGCAUUAUUGCCGGAAGAUGCUUUAGGUGAAGUACCAGUUGGAUUUUCAAUAGUUGGUCACGUUGCACAUCUAAACCUCCGUGACGAAUACCUCCCUUACAAGAACGUGAUAGCGGAAGUACUUAUAGAUAAAAACCCUACCAUACGUACUGUGAUAAACAAAACCGAUGACGUGGGCAAUCAGUCAGAAUACAGGACUUUCGGCUAUGAAGUCUUAGCCGGACCAGAUGAGAUGAACGUGGAAGUUAAUGAGGGCAGCUGCUUAUUCCGGUUUGAUUAUUCGAAGGUCUACUGGAAUAGCCGCCUACAAACGGAACACAAGAGACUGGUGGAUAUGUUUAAUCCUGGGGAGGUUGUCUGCGAUGUUAUGGCUGGAGUAGGGCCUUUUGCCAUCCCGGCCGGCAAAAAGGGGGUCUUUGUCUGGGCAAAUGACCUCAAUCCGGCCAGCUACGAAAGUAUGAAGGAUGCUAUAACUCGAAAUAAAGUCACGAAUUUCGUCCGCCCCUUCUGCGAAGACGGCCAUACCUUCAUCCAGCACGCUGCCGAUGACCUCAUCUCUCUCGCCGCUACAAAACAAAACACUAUCUCCUUCCCCCCAAAACCACUCUCCCGAAAUGCCUCUCCGCCUAAAUCUCCAAGACCCCCCAAAAUCAUAACUAUUCCCCAAACGAUAAACCAUUUCGUCAUGAACCUCCCUGCCAUCGCCAUCGACUUCGUCGGCUCAUUCAACGGCCUGUACGAAGGCCACGAAACCCUCUUUGAGCCCCACACGCCGACAAAGCUGCCUAUCGUGCAUGUACAUUGUUUCUCUACCAAGAGUGACAACAAUGUGAGAGAGACUAUUGAGAUCUGUGAGAGGAUUUCCCGUGUUUUGGGGUAUGAGAUUAAGCCGGAGGAUGAUGAUGUGACGGUUUAUGAGGUUCGAGAUGUAGCGCCAAAGAAGAGGAUGUUUUGUGCGAGCUUCAGACUUCCCCCCAAGGUUGCUUUCGGGGAGAGGAAACGGGUCUCGGGAUGA
This is a messenger RNA of Venustampulla echinocandica, 1422 nucleotides long. RefSeq names its product tRNA (guanine(37)-N1)-methyltransferase. The coding region runs from base 1 to 1422 and encodes 473 amino acids. Gene Ontology annotation, cellular component: cytoplasm; mitochondrial matrix. The record is from RefSeq and is a predicted model, not a curated record. Gene Ontology annotation, biological process: mitochondrial tRNA methylation; tRNA N1-guanine methylation. NCBI's taxonomy places the organism in Eukaryota, Fungi, Ascomycota, Leotiomycetes, Helotiales, Pleuroascaceae. The transcript is spliced from 6 exons.